GCAUGAAGAGCAUCUUCUUUCUCGAUCGAACCCUUCAUAACCUACAACCCGUCAAGACUAUGAUUGUCUGACGUCUGGAUUGAUCCCAACUGUGUCCCUUUCUUGUCUUCCGCUAGAUGCAUGCGGCCAUUCAUACAAGAUCGUCGAACGUCUUACUGGUUUUCUGGCCCGACCUUGUUUAGGUUAAACAUCUUGAGUGUCGAUAAAGUGGCCAAAUGGCUCACAACUACGAGGUCGGAACGCGGGCCUGGCAGCCGGAUCCGACUGAGGGCUGGAUUGCGUCUGAGGUGAAGGAGAAACUGGUUGAUGGGGACAAAGUGCAACUCAUCUUUUCUAUAGAAAAUGGAGAGACGAAAACUUUCGAAACCAGUCAGGCUGAAUUGCAAAUUGACAACAACCCGAACUUGCCUCCGCUGAUGAACCCUGCCAUGCUGGAGGCCAGUGAAGAUCUCACGAAUUUGUCGCAUUUGAACGAGCCUGCUGUCCUUCAGGCUAUAAAACUACGUUAUGCACAGAAGGAGAUAUAUACCUAUAGUGGCAUCGUCCUUAUUGCUACAAAUCCCUUCGCCCGGGUCGAUUCUCUCUAUGUCCCGCAAAUGGUACAAGUGUAUGCUGGAAAACAUCGAGCAUCUCAAGCACCUCAUCUGUUCGCUAUUGCCGAAGAAGCAUUUGCCGAUAUGCUACGGGAUGGUAAGAACCAGACCAUCGUCGUCUCUGGCGAGUCGGGUGCUGGUAAAACUGUCAGCGCAAAGUAUAUUAUGCGAUAUUUCGCCACGCGCGAGUCUUCCGAUCAGCCUGGGAAAUACACCACGAGUCGGGCAGAUGCAAUCAGUGAGACCGAAGAGCAAAUCCUAGCCACAAAUCCUGUCAUGGAGGCUUUUGGCAAUGCCAAGACGACACGCAAUGAUAACUCUUCGCGCUUCGGAAAGUACAUUGAGAUCAUGUUCGAUGACAAAACCAAUAUCAUAGGUGCGAAAAUUAGGACAUAUCUUCUGGAAAGAUCCCGUCUCGUGUUUCAGCCCCUCAAAGAGCGGAAUUAUCAUAUAUUUUACCAAUUGGUAGCCGGCGCAACAAAUGCAGAGAAGCAGGAGCUUGGCCUGACUUCAGUCGAAGAUUUCGACUACCUUAGUCAGGGCGGAACACCGACAAUCGACGGUGUUGACGAUCGAACAGAGUUUACCGCGACAAAAAAAUCCUUGAGUACCAUUGGCGUGCCGGAAAAGACACAAGUGGAAAUUUUCCGGGUGCUCGCCGCCUUGCUUCAUCUUGGAAAUGUCAAGAUAACCUCUACAAGAACCGACUCCAAUCUGUCGCCUUCGGAGCCUUCUCUCAUGCGAGCGUGCGAAAUGCUCGGGAUCGAUGCGAACGAAUUUGCGAAAUGGAUAGUCAAAAAGCAGCUAAUUACCAGGGGUGAAAAGAUCACCUCUAAUCUCACGCAACAACAAGCCAUCGUUGUUAGAGAUUCUGUUGCCAAAUUCAUCUAUUCGAGCCUCUUCGACUGGCUUGUUGACAAGAUCAAUCGCGGCCUGGCUACUGAUAAGAUCCUGAAUAAUUUCAGAUCUUUCAUUGGUGUCUUGGAUAUCUACGGAUUUGAACAUUUUGCGAAGAACUCCUUCGAGCAAUUUUGCAUCAAUUAUGCCAAUGAAAAAUUGCAGCAGGAAUUCAACCAGCACGUCUUCAAACUUGAGCAAGAAGAAUACAUCCGGGAACAGAUAGAUUGGACAUUCAUUGACUUCUCAGAUAACCAGCCGUGUAUCGACUUAAUCGAAGCGAAACUGGGUAUCCUGUCCCUUUUGGAUGAAGAGUCUCGACUACCGAUGGGCUCAGAUGAACAAUUUGUGACCAAGCUUCAUCAUAAUUUUGCCGCGGACAAACAGAAAUUCUAUAAAAAACCGCGUUUCGGCAAAUCCGCGUUUACGAUCUGCCAUUAUGCUGUCGAUGUAACAUAUGAGUCUGACGGAUUCAUAGAGAAGAAUCGGGAUACUGUACCCGAUGAGCACAUGGAGAUUCUGCGCAGCUCUUCUAACGAUUUUGUGAAGGAGAUUCUGGAUACCGCCGCUGCUGUCCGCGAGAAGGAUUCAGCUACUAUCUCUUCCAAGCCCGUCGCUGCUCCUGGACGCAAGAUUGGAGUAGCUGUCAAUCGCAAGCCAACCCUUGGUGGGAUUUUCAAGUCGUCUUUGAUCGAACUGAUGAAUACGAUCAACUCGACUGAUGUUCACUACAUCCGCUGUAUCAAGCCGAAUGAAGCCAAGGAACCCUGGAAGUUUGAAGGACCAAUGGUUCUUAGUCAACUGAGAGCUUGUGGUGUCCUCGAAACUGUCCGCAUCAGUACAGCCGGGUAUCCAACACGCUGGACUUACGAGGAAUUCGCUAUCAGAUACUACAUGCUCUGUCAUUCUUCGCAAUGGACGUCGGAGAUUAGAGAUAUGUGUCAUGCCAUUUUACAAAAGGCCCUUGGAGAUGGUACUCAGCAAAAACAAGACAAAUACCAAUUAGGGUUGACAAAAAUCUUUUUUCGGGCUGGUAUGCUUGCUUUCCUCGAAAAUCUUCGCACAUCCAGGCUCAACGAAUGUGCGAUCAUGAUUCAAAAGAAUUUGCGGUGCAAAUAUUAUCGGCGCAGGUAUCUUGAUGCUCGCGCCUCGAUCCUUACAACCCAGGCUUUGGCUAGGGGCUUUCUCGCGAGGCAGUUUGCAGCUGAGAUUCGCAAAGUCAAGGCAGCUACAUCCAUUCAGCGGGUUUGGAGAGGGUACAAGGAACGGAGUAAAUAUAACAAAAUACGCGCCAAUUUCAUCCUUUUCCAGUCAGUUGCGAAAGGAUUUCUUUGCCGCCAAAAUAUUCUCGACACCAUACAUGGCAAUGCAGCGAAAGUAAUACAACGAUCUUUCCGUUCUUGGCGGCAGUUACGCGCGUGGAGGCAGUAUCGUCGGAAUGUUGUCAUUGUUCAGAACCUUUGGAGAGGCAAACAGGCUAGGAAACAAUACAAGAAGCUUCGAGAGGAUGCAAGAGAUCUGAAGCAAAUCUCUUACAAACUUGAGAACAAGGUGGUAGAAUUGACGCAGUAUCUUGAGUCAUUGAAGCGUGAGAACAAAGCGCUGAACUCACAACUGGAGAACUACGAGACUCAGCUGAAGUCUUGGAGAAGCCGUCACAAUGUCCUCGAGAAUCGGUCGAGAGAGCUACAGGCUGAAGCCAACCAAGCUGGGAUCACUGCUGCUCGUCUAACCGCUCUGGAAGAUGAAAUGAGCAGGUUACAGCAGAGCCAUAAUGAUGCCCAGGCGACAGUCAAGCGACUUCAGGAGGAGGAAAGAAUAUCAAGGGAAUCAAUUCGCUCUGCGAAUCUAGAGCUGGAGCGACUCCAGCAGCUGAACAGUGAAGCUGAGAAUGAGAAAGCUUCGCUUCGUCAACAGAUCGUCGAACUCGAGGAACAGCUGGAAUUCGCCAAGCGAUCCGUCCCCAUCAAUGGCUUGAGUGGUGAUCAGUCAAAUGGCGGGCCUACUCAACCGCCCGCAACUGGCUUGAUCAAUCUGGUAUCCUCGAAGAAGCCCAAGCCUAAGAGACGCAGCGCCGGUGCUGAACGAAUUGAGACCGACCGUUUCAGUGGAGCUUACAACCCAAGGCCAGUCUCGAUGGCUAUCCCGAGCUCUGCGAUGGGACGGCAGCCAUUCACCGGCAAUGCCUUCUCCCCAGGACUGGACUCUGUUGAGGUAGAGCUCGAGAAUCUCCUAUCAGAGGAAGACGAGCUCAAUGAGGAGGUGACGAUGGGCUUGAUUCGCAAUCUGAAGAUCCCACUACCCAGCUCUACACCGCCACCUACAGAGAAGGAGGUUCUUUUUCCGGCUUACCUUAUCAACCUUGUAACCUCAGAAAUGUGGAACAACGGGUUCGUAAAAGAAUCGGAGCGCUUUUUGGCCAAUGUUAUGCAGUCGAUUCAACAAGAGGUUAUGCAGCAUGAUGGCGAUGAUGCUGUUAACCCUGGGGCGUUUUGGCUCUCCAAUGUACACGAAAUGCUCUCGUUUGUUUUCUUGGCCGAAGACUGGUAUGAAGCCCAAAAGACCGAUAAUUUCGAGUAUGACCGACUGCUUGAAAUUGUGAAACACGACCUGGAGAGCCUAGAAUUCAAUAUUUAUCAUACCUGGAUGAAAGUGCUAAAAAAGAAGCUCUUCAAAAUGAUUGUACCAGCGAUCAUCGAGUCUCAAUCACUUCCCGGCUUCGUUACAAGCGAGACAAACAGAUUUCUUGGAAAGCUUCUCCCAUCAAACAACAAUCCUGCUUAUAGCAUGGACAACCUCCUCAGUCUCUUGAACAAUGUUUACAAAGCGAUGAAGGCUUUCUACCUUGAGGAGUCUAUCAUUACUCAGACAGUGACCGAACUACUCCGACUUGUAGGCGUUACAGCUUUCAAUGAUCUUCUGAUGCGCAGAAACUUUCUGUCUUGGAAACGUGGCUUACAGAUCAACUACAACAUUACCCGCAUUGAAGAAUGGUGCAAAAGCCACGAUAUGCCCGAAGGUACUCUACAAUUAGAGCAUCUGAUGCAAGCGACCAAGCUCCUGCAGUUAAAAAAGGCUACCCUCAACGACAUUGAAAUCAUACAAGACAUUUGCUGGAUGCUGUCUCCGAAUCAAAUCCAGAAACUGUUGAACCAGUAUCUUGUUGCCGAUUACGAACAACCCAUCAAUGGCGAAAUCAUGAAAGCUGUUGCGUCUCGUGUCACCGAGAAGAGCGAUGUGCUUCUUCUUACUCCCGUUGACAUGGAAGACAGUGGCCCGUAUGAAAUUGCAGAGCCACGUGUCAUCACAGCACUGGAAACAUACACACCUUCUUGGCUACAAACACCGCGGCUCAAGCGGCUUGCCGAGAUAGUAUCAGCUCAGGCGAUGGCCCAACAGGAAAGGUUGGACAUGGCGGAAACAGGCGAGGCAGCGAUCGCAUCUAAGUAAUUUGUAUAUUGGAAGUAGCUUGAUCAAACCCUGAAAGAGUC
This is a messenger RNA of Aspergillus homomorphus CBS 101889, 4981 nucleotides long. Its product is annotated as type V myosin. Gene Ontology annotation, biological process: vesicle transport along actin filament; actin filament organization. Gene Ontology annotation, cellular component: actin cytoskeleton; cytoplasm; vesicle. NCBI's taxonomy places the organism in Eukaryota, Fungi, Ascomycota, Eurotiomycetes, Eurotiales, Aspergillaceae. The coding region runs from base 216 to 4940 and encodes 1574 amino acids. Gene Ontology annotation, molecular function: actin filament binding; ATP binding; microfilament motor activity. The transcript is spliced from 7 exons. The record is from RefSeq and is a predicted model, not a curated record.